Molecule: messenger RNA, 1236 nt
Organism: Peronospora matthiolae
Lineage: Eukaryota; Oomycota; Peronosporomycetes; Peronosporales; Peronosporaceae
Source: the annotation of a GenBank genome assembly
AUGAGCUCGGACGAGGACGUGACGCUAUACAGCGCGUUGGACCGCAAUCAGAAGCGACAGAUGAUGGUGUCGCUCUCGUCUUCAUCCGAUGAAAACGGCAAUGACGACGACAAUUCCGAAGGUUUUUCGGUUUUAGAAACACCUGUUAAGAGACGGCGAUAUCGCGUGUCACUUGACACAGCUGCGAAGAGUGGCGAAAGUCUGGAUAGAGAAGGAAAAGGACCAGUACCACUGCAUAGCAGUGACGAAGACAACGAUGUGGACUCGCCAAGCGAGAAAGAGGCGGAACGUCAGCGCAAACUGCAGCUUGAGCGCGAGAUUCGGCAGAAAUUAGACAAUGACAAAGUGUUGAAUCAGACCCGAGCUAUCAUGGACAAAGUGUUGUUCACGAAACGACAGACAACAGUAGACAACUCGGAAGUGAUCUCGCUGGACUCUGACUCAUGUGACGAUAGCGAUGGUGCUAAUCAAUUCGAGGCCGUUGUGCUUCCAUCUCCGAAACUUGCACAAGAAGCCCGGGUUGUGUUUCGUGUCCGUUCUAAUGGUGGCGCGGUUGAUGAAAUUGCUAUCCUCAAGAAGGACACUUUCGAGCAGCUGUAUGUGAGCUUUUGUGAGCUACACGGAUUACCGCGAACGGCAGUCACAAUGUCGCUGCACGAGAAGGCUUUGGCACCUGAGGCUUGUGUUGGUGGCACUCUCUUGGAUUUCGACAACUUCAUUGAAGCUAACGUGGACUUCUCGAAGCAAGUUGAGUCAAAGAAGAAACGGUAUUUGCGCUUGCGAUUGGUGGUGUUUGGUCGACGAUCCGAGGUGUACAAGAUCGAUUCGACGGCAACGAUCCAGAAACUACAUACGAGUUACUGUAAGCGGCACGACAUCGCCGACCCGGAUAAUGUCGUCAUGAUUAUGCGAAAUCAGGAGCUUCGGCUGAACGAACGCCUUGAUUUCUACGGGCUCAUUGACCAUGACGAAAUUUCAGUCAAGUUUGGCGACAGUCUCGUAUCACGCCAAACAAUUGCGCUACAAUUGCGGUUCGGGGAAGAUGAUUCGGAAGUGCAUCACGUUAUUCCGGGUGCUAAGGUUAAGGUGCUGCUAGCUAAGAUUGCGAAACUGAAAGGAAGCGAGGCCUCCAAGAUAUCACUUACGAUUGACGGAGAGGAGAUGACAGCAUCGCAAACCUUUACGAGCUACGAUUUAGAGGGCGGCGAAUUGAUCGAAGUCAAGAUCGCGUCUUGA